Colletotrichum paranaense is the source of this 102-nucleotide messenger RNA. RefSeq lists its product as uncharacterized. The coding region runs from base 1 to 102 and encodes 33 amino acids. Lineage: Eukaryota; Fungi; Ascomycota; Sordariomycetes; Glomerellales; Glomerellaceae. The transcript has a single exon. The record is from RefSeq and is a predicted model, not a curated record.
AUGAACCCUGGUGGUAGUGGUGGGUUGUCGUUGUCGUCGAACGCCGGAAACCACCACAACGUCCAGCAUGUGAUACCGCCAGCGCAAUCCCGCCCAGUCUAA